CAACUAUUUUACAUACACAUUAGCAUUGUAUUGUUGUGUACAAAAGUAUUUACCUACUGAUCAAUUUUUGAAAACAAUCUGUUAACCAGAAUUAGAAUCAAGUAAGAAAUAUAGUUUUUCUUUGGACGCAUACAGAGUAAACUGAUAAUGUAUAUCACAGCAUUAUUGGCACUAUUAUUAGGGCCUGCAUAUUGUGAUCACCACGAAAGGACAAAUCAGUUGCCGGACAGAUCGACAAUCGUUCAUUUAUUUGAAUGGAAAUGGAGGGAUAUUGCUGAUGAGUGUGAAAGGUUUCUUGCACCUCAUGGUUUUAGUGGCGUUCAGGUCUCUCCACCGUCCGAAAAUAUAAUUAUACAUUUAAACGACAACACGAGACCGUGGUAUGAACGGUACCAAGUAAUGUCGUACAAACUUGUGACCCGGUCAGGGAAUGCAGAAGAAUUCUUGAAUAUGACAAAGCGAUGCAAUAAAGUUGGUGUGAGGAUCUAUGCGGAUGUAGUUGUUAAUCAUAUGACUGGUGACAACCGAAACAACAUAGGGACUGGAGGCAGUACUGCCGAUUUCCAGAAGUAUUCAUAUCCAGCCGUCCCAUACACAGAAGAGCACUUCCAUCAUCCAUUUUGUUUUAUAAAUAACUACUACAACGUUACUGAAGUUCGCGACUGUCAGUUGAAUGGUCUAAAAGAUUUGAAUCAGAGUAUGGCGUAUGUCCGUCAGAAAAUUACGAAAUAUUUUAAUCAUUUAAUUGAACUUGGAGUAGCUGGUUUCAGAGUGGACGCCGCGAAACAUAUGUGGCCAAGUGAUUUAAAGAAAAUUUACAGUAGACUAAAUAAUUUGAACGUCGAUUUUGGCUUCCCGCCGAAUUCAAAGCCAUAUAUUUAUCAAGAAGUUAUAUACUAUGGUAAUGAACCUAUAAAACCAUCGGAGUAUACGCCUAUUGGAGAUGUCACAGAGUUUAGAGUGGGAUCGGAGUGGGCAAAUAUCUUUCGCACCAAUAACCCCCUUAAAUGGCUUGUAUCGUGGGGUGAACAGUGGGGGUUGUUACCAAGUGACUCAGCAUUGACUUUCAUAGACAACCACGAUACGCAGAGAAAUGGAGGCGUCCUUACUUAUAAGCAAUCGAGGGCAUAUAAGGCCGCUAUAGCAUUCAUUCUAGCACAUCCAUAUGGCGAACCUCGAAUAAUGAGCAGCUAUUUCUUCAAUGAAAUACAUCAAGGACCUCCGAGUGAUAGUAAUGAAAAUAUCAUUUCUCCAAGUGUUAAUAAGGAUGACACAUGCGGAAAUGGCUGGGUGUGUGAACAUAGAUGGCGUCAAAUAUACCAAAUGGUUGCAUUCAGGAAUGCAGUUGGAAAAGAAAGGGUACAGAAUUGGUGGGACAACGGUAAUAACCAGAUAGCGUUUAGUAGUGGUAAUAAAGGCUUUAUUAUCUUCAACGUGGAGGGGAGAAACUUGAAUGAGUCAUUACAGACAGGUUUACCACCUGGUGAUUAUUGCGAUGUGAUAACUGGUAAAAGACAGGGUACAACAUGUACUGGACGUAAAGUGACAGUGGGCAACAAUGGUUAUGCCAAUAUAAAUGUACUGGGCGACGCUGAAGAUACGCAUUUGGCUAUUCACGUAGGAAAAGAGGUAUGGAAUGUAAUAUUGGUAGUAAUAUAGUUUAUUCAUUAUUAAAUUAAUAUACACGUAAUAAAUAUGAUUAUAUACCUGCCUUAUAUGCCAAAUCGACUUUCCUGUACAUAAUGCAAUCUUUUGAGCUUCAAGAUUCUAUUAAAGUAGUUUAUUUAUAGUUUUAUAUGUAUUAUGUGUUUUAUAUUUCAACAUGGUCGGAUGGAAUGACGUUUACAGGUUGCUCAAUGAAUUUAAAUCAUACAGUUCAAUACAAAAUAAUAAUUUCUAUUCAACUGUAUUAUUUUUACUUAUAUUUGCUCUAAAAUGAUGAUGAUUAACUUUAUUAAUUUUGGAACAUAAAACUAUUUUAAAUAUACUUGCGUACCUCUAUAAGUUUUUACAUCCAUUGAAUUAUUUUUUUACUUUCGUUACAUUUUCCAAAAUUACUUAUAGAUGCAAUAAAGAUGUUUAUCCAAAGAUUAAGGGGUGAAAUGGGCAAUGAAAAGUGGGAAACUCAUCAUCAUAUUAUUUUUCAAACCAUUAAUUAUUUGAAAUGACGAUAAUACAAUUAAAAGAUGUAUAGAUAUUUUUGGUAUUCGAUUGGAUUAAAGAUUAAUAAUUGACUCGUAUCAAUAACAUGAUUAAUGAGUACAUUCUUAUCAAAUCCUAUUUUUAUGUAGAUAAUUAAUAAUGAUCAUGUUAAGAUAAUUAUUAAAAUUAAAAACAGAAGCGAAUAGAUAAUCGAGGCGAUGAUAAUAUCAUUACAUGUUUUAAUCAGCGCGUCCUUGCUUGCUUGUUGCUAAAAAACAUGUUUUUUAUGUUAUAGAUAAACAGGCUGUCGAAUACCUUUUUUAUCUUGUGGAAAAAUCUUUAAAAGCCGUCUCCUCGCUGGUGGGAGACGAAGGGGUUCUUGAUACUCGGCACGCUCAGCUCUCGUUUGUCUUUUAAACGUCUUUUAACAUUAUUAUUAGGACAUAAAGGCUUUGUAAUUUAUGUUCUUUGACUUUUAUAAAACAUAUAUAUUAAAAUUAACUAUAUAUUUAUUUUACUAUAUUUUUUGUUUCAGUCUUCUCUUCAAGUAAAUUGACGGAAUAUGCCACGAGAUAAGAAAAGCGCGUCAGUUUUAUGUUUUCGAAUAUAAUUAAGGUUCCUAUAUUAUCAAGAAAGUGAUUAUGUAUUCGUAAUAACAACAAAAUAGUUAUUGACUUUAUAAUAUGCUAAAUUAAUAAAUAUUUAUAUAAUUAGUUA
Achroia grisella is the source of this 2859-nucleotide messenger RNA. Its product is annotated as alpha-amylase 4N-like. The record is from RefSeq and is a predicted model, not a curated record. Lineage: Eukaryota; Metazoa; Arthropoda; Insecta; Lepidoptera; Pyralidae. Gene Ontology annotation, biological process: carbohydrate metabolic process. The coding region runs from base 148 to 1659 and encodes 503 amino acids. Gene Ontology annotation, molecular function: alpha-amylase activity; cation binding. The transcript is spliced from 11 exons.